Messenger RNA from Ascochyta rabiei, 411 nucleotides. RefSeq names its product translocase of the outer mitochondrial membrane, variant 2. The transcript has 2 exons. Gene Ontology annotation, biological process: protein import into mitochondrial matrix; protein insertion into mitochondrial outer membrane. Lineage: Eukaryota; Fungi; Ascomycota; Dothideomycetes; Pleosporales; Didymellaceae. Gene Ontology annotation, cellular component: mitochondrial outer membrane; mitochondrial outer membrane translocase complex. The record is from RefSeq and is a predicted model, not a curated record. Bases 1 to 411 code for a protein of 136 amino acids.
AUGUUCCAGCUGUCGGAAGAGUCCAAGGAGCGCAUCGCGCGCAUCAUCGACGUCUCGCGCGUCGCCAUUCACUACGGCUACCUGCCCUUGAUCCUCUACCUCGGCUACUCCCAGAGCCAGCCAAAGCCCUCGCUCAUCCGGUACCGCCUCUACCCUCUCCACUCCUUGGCCUGCAACACCAGCUCACACCUGCACACAGUCUCUUUUCUCCUCUCGCAUAAGCUUGCCGCUGUCGCAAUCGACCCUCUGAAUGACUGUUUGCAAUUCACUGUACAACACAACCUUAAUUCGGCGCAUCGCUAUCUGGGGCACACUGCUGGAGCUGCAAGGAUGCGCGGCAGACAAUUCUGCCCCUCGCCGGCACGCAUCUCCUCUAUAGCAUUCGACCUCGACCGUCUACGUACGGCAUGA